Messenger RNA from Antrostomus carolinensis (chuck-will's-widow), 2026 nucleotides. RefSeq names its product tec protein tyrosine kinase (gene TEC). Gene Ontology annotation, molecular function: protein tyrosine kinase activity; protein binding; ATP binding. The record is from RefSeq and is a predicted model, not a curated record. The transcript has 17 exons. Gene Ontology annotation, biological process: protein phosphorylation; intracellular signal transduction. NCBI's taxonomy places the organism in Eukaryota, Metazoa, Chordata, Aves, Caprimulgiformes, Caprimulgidae. The coding region runs from base 34 to 1926 and encodes 630 amino acids.
AAUGGCUAGAAACAGAGCUGACAAGCGGCUGAAAUGAAUACGACUACUAUCCUACAAGAGAUUUUGAUUAAAAGAUCACAGCAGAAGAAGAGGACUUCUCCAUUAAACUACAAAGAGAGGCUUUUUGUACUUACAAAGUCUAUGCUAACAUAUUACGAAGGUCGAGCGGAGAAAAAGUACAGAAAAGGAUCUGUGGAUAUUUCAAGAAUUAAAUGUGUAGAAGUUGUAAAAAGUGAUGGUAUUAUUCCCUGUCAAAAUAAAUAUCCAUUUCAGGUUGUAUAUGAUGCUAAUACACUUUAUAUUUUUGCACCAAAUGCACAAAGCCGGGAUCAGUGGGUGAGGAAUCUGAAAGAAGAAAUAAAGAACAACAGCAAUAUAAUGGUAAAAUAUCAUCCUAAAUUCUGGACAGAGGGAAUUUAUCAGUGCUGCAGACAGACAGAAAAAUUAGCACCUGGCUGUGAAAAAUAUAAUCUUUUUGAAAACAUAAAAAAAAGGGAGAUGAUAAUAAUGUUGGGUUGUUUUCAGCGAAGGCCUCCACCACCUGUUCCUCCAGUAGAAGAAAAUGGCAAUGAAGAGGAGGAGAUAGUGGUAGCAAUGUAUGACUUUGAGCCUACAGAGCAUCAUGACUUAAGAUUAGAGAAAGGUGAAGAAUACACGGUGAUUGAGAAGAACGACCUUCACUGGUGGAAGGCAAGAGACAAAUAUGGAAAACAAGGCUAUAUUCCAAGCAACUAUGUAACAGGAAAGAAGUCCAACAACCUUGAUCAAUAUGAGUGGUACAGCAGAAACCUGAACAGAAGCAAGGCGGAGCAGCUCCUCAGAAAUGAGGAUAAAGAAGGUGGCUUUGUGGUGAGAGACUCAAGUCAGCCUGGCCUGUAUACAGUUUCCCUUUAUACAAAAUUUGGAGGAGAAGGUUCAUCAGGAAUAAGACACUACCACAUAAAAGAAACGGUGACAUCACCAAAACAGUACUACCUCGCAGAGAAACAUCUCUUUAACUCCAUUCCAGAAAUAAUUGAGUAUCAUAAACAUAAUGCAGCAGGUCUCGUUACCAGACUGCGUUACCCAGUGACCCCAAAGAAGACGACAGCACCAACAACGGCAGGAUUCAGCUAUGAGAAAUGGGAAAUUAAUCCCUCAGAACUGACGUUCAUGAGAGAACUGGGGAGCGGUCUGUUUGGUGUAGUGCGCCUUGGGAAAUGGAGGGCACAGUAUAAAGUGGCCAUCAAGGCAAUUCGGGAAGGUGCAAUGUAUGAAGAGGAUUUCAUUGAAGAAGCUAAAGUAAUGAUGAAGCUAACACAUCCUAAAUUAGUUCAGCUGUAUGGUGUGUGCACACAACAGAGACCUAUUUACAUUGUGACAGAGUUCAUGGAGCACGGCUGCCUUCUCAAUUACCUGAGACAAAAACGAGGAGUUUUGAGUAAAGAUGUCCUGCUCACUAUGUGCCAAGAUGUAUGUGAGGGAAUGGAGUACCUGGAGAGAAACAGCUUUAUCCACAGAGACCUGGCUGCCAGGAACUGCUUGGUGAGCGACUCGGGAGUGGUCAAAGUGUCGGAUUUUGGAAUGACAAGGUAUGUCCUUGAUGAUCAAUACACAAGCUCCUCAGGGGCUAAAUUUCCUGUGAAAUGGUGUCCCCCCGAAGUUUUUAAUUAUAGCCGAUUCAGCAGCAAGUCAGAUGUCUGGUCAUUUGGUGUUUUAAUGUGGGAAGUAUUUACGGAAGGAAAAAUGCCCUUUGAAAAAAGCUCCAACUAUGAAGUGGUAACGAUGGUUAGCCAAGGACAUCGUUUGUAUCGGCCCAAACUAGCCUGUAAGCAGGUGUAUGAAAUGAUGAUGAUGUGCUGGCAAGAGAAACCAGAGGGACGCCCAACUUUUGAAGACUUGCUUCACACAAUCAUUGACAUGGCAGAGGGUGAAGAUGCUUUCUGAAAAAAGACAACAGCAGCACAAGUACAAGAAAGAAGCCACUUUCCAGAGAUGUGGAUCACCGUUUCUUUUUAAAGGCUUGAUCCUGUAAGCUGCUGGAUAC